Darwinula stevensoni is the source of this 597-nucleotide messenger RNA. Lineage: Eukaryota; Metazoa; Arthropoda; Ostracoda; Podocopida; Darwinulidae. The record is from the annotation of a GenBank genome assembly.
AUGAGCGUGAGUGGGUCGCCUCGACCGGGGACCCGGCGGAAGAAAAAGUUGACCCGCGGUGGUGCCGGGAGUGACAGCGUAGCCUCGUCCAUCUCCUCCUUCUCUAUCCCGAUGUUGGACCUUCUCAAGCCCAAUAUCGGCCUGAACCUAAACAAGAUGGAGCGGAAUGCCUCCUUUCCGGCCACCAAGGAGAACCAGCAGCUCCGCGACUCCAUCGCGCUCGCCGAUUCCCGCCGCUGCAUGUCCGAAAGCGAAGUGGAUGUGGAUUCCGAGGCAUUAUCGUACCAGAACAACACGGAGAGUUCGUCGAAUUCCAGCCUCUCUACGAGGUACGGGAGCCUGGAUAGUCCAUCCAACUCCCUGGAGGCUGUCUCUGGUGUGAAAAAUUCAGGAUCUUCAUUGGGUGAUUCUUCUAGUUUUGCAUCAUUCCCAUCAGCACGUAGUGCACUCCAGGACUCUGACCUGGAAGCAGAGCCUGAUCCACCUGACUGGACUCGGAAUGUGGAUCCGGCUGUGAUUGCCUCUCUAUCUGAUAUAGAGAAGAAGCGGCAGGAGGUUCUGAAUGGUAAGCAGAAGAAUGUUGUUGAAUUGGUUUGA